Molecule: messenger RNA, 2350 nt
Organism: Microbotryum saponariae
Lineage: Eukaryota; Fungi; Basidiomycota; Microbotryomycetes; Microbotryales; Microbotryaceae
Source: the annotation of a GenBank genome assembly
AUGAACUGGCUCGCUGACCAAGUCGAAGGGCUGGCCAAGCAGGCUAGCGUAAGUCGUGUGUCCAGACUGUGCCUCGCUCGUUGCGUCGAUCGUGGCCCAUGAGGUGGCCGGCGGUGGUGGUGGUGGUGCGACGUGGAGCGCAGUCGGCGGCCAGCGAGUGGGACGUGUCGCCGACGCCGUGUCGCGCUACGCUACCUUGAUCGGGGCGGACGACGCGCCCGUGCUGCCUCAAUCGGCUUUGGCGUGGUUCGAGCCAAGUGUGGCUGAUCGAGCCUGAAUUUAUGUGCUUGCAUAGGAGAUCACCAUGUACGACAUCAAGAGCGUCGUCAACCAGGUCAGUGCUCAGCAUCCCGUGCGGGCUGGCAAGGCGCCUCGCGUACGGAUCGGCCACGAACGACCAGCUCAUCCCGACCCUCAUCGCUCUUCACCAGGCCAAGAACAUCGUCAUGAACUUUACCGAGAUGGAAGCCAAAGUCAGGGACGCGACCAACGACGAUGCAUGGUUCGUCGGGCUUGCUUCCUUCUCAGCUGGAGGUCUCGUUCGUGCCAUCGACUGGAGGCGACUGACGCGUGCGGUAUGACGCUGUCCUUUGCCUCGCUUCCUCUCUUUCUUCGUCGGUCUUCUUUGAAUCGUCUCUAGGGGUGCGAGCUCGACCUUGAUGCAAGACAUCGCGCAAGGGUAGGUCGUCCCGUCGAGAGGAUCCGGUCUGCUCGGCCUAAUGGCUGAUCCGCAUCGUUUGGGACCGGUGCUUUUUACAGGACCUUCAACUUGUGAGCAACGAUCAAUCUACAGCUGCACUCGUAAAAGAGAGCAAACGGCUGAUGCGAGUGAAUCAACCCACACGUAGUCAACUCUUCAACGAGAUCAUGCCUACGAUCUACGCUCGGUUCACCGAAAAGGAGGCUCGGCAAUGGCGUCAGAUCUACAAGGCGCUCGUACUUCUGGAGUCAGUCGAAUGUUUUCCUCGAACUCGUGAAACAGACGUCUGACCUGUACCUUUACGGAACACUAGAUACCUGGUCAAGAACGGCUCCGAGCGCGUGAUCGAUGAUGCCCGAACCCACCUCAGUCUGAUCAAGGUCCUGCGCAACUUCCACUACACCGACGAGAACGGCAAGGACCAAGGCAUCAACGUGCGCAACCGCUCCAAGGAACUGGCCGAACUGUUGGGCGACCUCGACCGCGUGCGUCAAGAGCGUCGCAAGGCCAAAGCCAACAGGAACAAGUACACCGGUGUCAGCAGUGAUGGGUUCGGUGGUGGAGGCGGAGGAGGCCCUAGCUUCACCUCGGCGACAGGGUCGAGGUAUGGUGGUUUCGGCAGUGAUUCGAUGGGCAGUGGCUCGGGCGGAGGUCGAGAAGGGGGUGACCAUGGAGGGUUUUCCGACUCCCGAGCCCCGGCUGGUGAUUUCGAAGAGUACGAUGCCGGGGACUGGGAGGACAAACCAAGUCGUUUCAACUCGGCGCCGACGCGAGCCUCGGGCUCUGGCUCCGGAUCCCAUUCGCGAGCAUCAGCGAGUGUCAAGCCGACGCCGCCCGCUCCCAAACCCGAGCCGCCCAAGGCCGAAGUCAACCUUUUUGACUUUGACGAUGAAGACGACCAGCCCACGCCUCCACCAAAGGCGAGCUCAUUUGCUGUUCCGGCCCCUGCUGCCGCUUCCCUAGAUGGUUCGUACCGGUGACUGGAUUCAGGAAGCCCUAUUCGACACCAUGGGCUUAUCCGCGCUUCUCGUACGAGCAGAUGACUUUGACGAUUUCCAAUCCGCCGCACCGAUUCCUUCCGUCCCCUCGCUCCCCAUCUCCCCCGUCUCUGCCGCCCCCAAGCAAAACGCCUUUGCGAUGCUCAACGCGCAACCUUCGACCCAGAUCCGACCACCGCAAUCGAACCCCAACUCGGGUAUGAUGGGCUCGUUCGCGCCUAUGCAAGCCCAGUCCGCGAUCCGACCCAACCCUCCCUCCCACACCAACUCGACCACCUCGGUCUUUAGUCAAAAGUCGUCCUCGUCCUCGGCCGCGGCCGCUGCGCAAGUCAAGCCUAAAGCGGCUGCGGCUGAUUUCUCGGAUUUGUUCGGCUCGUUCGGUGGCGCCAUUACGCCGGCUGCAAAGAGUGGUUCGGCGAAUGGUGGGAUGACGAUCGCUCAAAUUGCGGAGAAGAAGCGACAAGAGUCCUUGUUCAAUAUGAGUAAUGGUGAAUUGAUCAUCACGCUCUGAAACUUUCGUUCAAAAGAGAUGGGAAGCUGAUGAGUAAUGUUUCUGCGUGCGCUCGACUUCACAGCUGGGUCCAAGACACAACCUUAUGGUGGCGGAGGAGCAUCGAGCACCGACGACAACGGCUGGGGCUCGUUGCUUUGA